Wickerhamiella sorbophila is the source of this 492-nucleotide messenger RNA. RefSeq names its product Peptidyl-tRNA hydrolase 2, mitochondrial. Gene Ontology annotation, molecular function: peptidyl-tRNA hydrolase activity. The transcript has a single exon. Bases 1 to 492 code for a protein of 163 amino acids. Lineage: Eukaryota; Fungi; Ascomycota; Dipodascomycetes; Dipodascales; Trichomonascaceae. Gene Ontology annotation, cellular component: cytosol; mitochondrion. The record is from RefSeq and is a predicted model, not a curated record.
AUGACAGCAAACGAACCUAGAGUAUGGAUGGUGAUGUUCCUCAUGGGCCUUAUCGGUGGUUAUGUUUUUGGAAGAACCCACUCGGAGGAAGGUACCGGAGGUAAGAGGGCCGCGGUUGUGAUCAGCGGCGAUAACCGUGGUGAAUUCAAGAUGGUGUUGGUGGUUCGACGUGAUCUUCCUAUGACCAAGGGUAAAGUAGCAGCCCAAUGUGCACAUGCAGCUCUUGCGUGUUAUGAGGAAGCUCAAAAAAGUAACCCAGAUUUCUUAAGUACUUGGAAAAAGGCGGGGCAGGCCAAAAUAACCUUACAGUGUGACUCUGAGGCGGAGUUGAGGAGGUUAGAAGUUCGCGCAGCUCGUUUGGGCGUCACUGCUUGUGCUAUUGUUGAUGCUGGUCGAACUCAAAUCGACCCAGGUACCACCACCGUGUUAGGAGUAGGCCCAGCCCCAGUAACACUUGUCAACGAAAUAACAGGGCACCUUAAGCUAUAUUGA